This is a messenger RNA of Cercopithifilaria johnstoni, 5595 nucleotides long. The record is from the annotation of a GenBank genome assembly. NCBI's taxonomy places the organism in Eukaryota, Metazoa, Nematoda, Chromadorea, Rhabditida, Onchocercidae.
AUGAGCGAAAUAUUAAGCAUAAAUUACACGGAGAAAAACAUAAAGGAAAGCACCCGCAAAUGUGUUCGUAAGAUGAUGAUUGUUAGUAAUGACAAAAAGCUGGUGGGUGAACUUGUCAAAGAAGACCUCAGUGAUUCUGAAUGUAGCAGUGGUCAAAAGCAUGAAAAACGGGAGUUGAAGAAUGGUAUUUCUCGAUCCAGACACCGUCUAACGACUUUUUCGCUUCUUUCGAUGAUUGAUGGUGGGGUACAAAACAAGUUUAACAUUACAUGCCUUCUUUGUAAAUGCAAAUUCACGUACAACGAUGCCAGAUCGACGUCGCUGGCUUAUUACAUUUGUGACGAUUGCAUGGAGAACGAAAAGGGAUAUGCCGAAGAAUUAGAAGCUACUUUACUAAAUAAUGAUAAAGCGCGAUCAGUAUCGAUAGGUUGUACCGGCGCUGAUUUGAAUGCUUAUGGUCACUGCAAAUGUCAAAACUGUGUUCGACGACAACUUAUGGAUGAAGAGCGAAGAAAGGAGAUCGAAGUGCUGCAGAGAUGUUGGCAUGAUUUACGUCAGAAUAUCCGACAGAUGUUCCGCGAUGGUCUAAAUGCCAAUAUGACAUCAUCGAAAGGAAAGCGAUUCGAUGUGGACAAAAUAAAACGAAAUGUUACGAUAUUGGCUGAGAAGGAUCCUCAUCAACUGUACAAGCGAUUGGAGAGUAUUGGACACGAAUAUGUUAUGAACCUGAAAUCAGAUGAUUUGUGGCAGAUAUUGGUGGCCCCUCAAGUCGUACCCACUCUUAUCCAGCUUUAUAAAGCCGGCGCUAGUGAAGAGCAAAUGGAACUUGAACGUGCUAAACUUUUUAUUAAAACUUUACUCGAUCGCUUUUCUUGCCAGCAGGAAACUGCAAGGAAUAUGUCGUCACUAUUAGCCGUCUUAGAUGAACAUUACCUUUCGCAAUUUGGAAUUAGCUGGAAAGUCGUAAAUCACCACAUUUUCGACCGAGUCAUUUAUCAAGAUGAUCUUUUGCUAAAUUAUCUGCCUAACCUGGAAAGUGCUCUCAAGUGUAAAUUGAUAGUGCAUGAUGAUGAAGAUGAAGAAGAUCGCCGACAACGAGCUUACACUGAAGCUAGUCGUACAGACAUUCCCCAAGGCGCUCUCGAACUUGCUCAAAGUUUUCGCAUUUUUCAUAAAUUAAUGGUUACAAGCAGAGAAAUAUUUAAGAAGGCCAGUCCAAAUAUCGUAUUGUACACCGAGCAGCAAAAAGUUAUUAAUCAGAUUAAGCGCAAAGUGAAAGAUGAAUUACUGAAAGAAGAUUUAGAAUUUUUCAAAAGCCAGUGUAAAGUGAUCCGCAAUUGUAUUUUGCGAAAAGGCCAGUAUUACCAGUGGCAUGCCGAUUUAACUGCUUUUGGAGAUUUAUCUGACUUAAUAGAUAAUGAAUGUGACAAUAGCGAUUCGGAAGCUGACGAUAUCAAUGUAUCGGAAAGAUUACAUGAACUUAUUGAAGAGGGACCCGUAACUUCUGUUUGCACUGAUGAAAGUAGCGAAGUGUUGCCUUGCUUACGGUGCAAAAGGUGCACUCUCCGACACUGCUCCUGUGAUGAAUGUCGAAUUUUGCAUAUCAUCACUCGUGGUUUACUAAUUGAUAGCGAGGACAUAAGUAAUUUAAUAUGGCCUAUGAACGAUUAUUGUGAUGGAGGUGAUAACAGAGAUUCGCAUUUAGAACAUUCGCAACAAAAAGUAUCAUCUCUCCCAAAUAUUAAACGUUUACCUAAUCAAAGUUUACGAUUUCAGACUGCAAGAACGCUGUUCACCUUGCAUGAUCAUCACAAUAGAAAAGAAACAGCUUGGGGCGAUUGGCAGGUACCAUGUGGUUACUCAGAUGACAUCGAUUAUCUCGGCCAUUGUUUUUGUGAAAAAAAAGGCAUACAUAGCGACUUUGGUUCAAUGGAUAAUCGGACAGACGGAGAAGAGGAGCACGGAACUGACACUGCCGAUUCGUCUGACUUAACAAAUAAUAAGAAAUAUCAAGAAAUUCUCAAGGAAGCAUUCGAACUGAUGACAAAAGGAUGCAAAAUGGGAUCGCCGAUUUAUGAAUUUGAAAGUAAUAAUGUGCCAAGGACUUCGUCAGUUAUCAAUGAUGAGAAAACGAACAAAAUCAGAGAAGGCGAUAAACAUGGAAGAAAGAGCCCGUUUUUAAUGACGAAGACAAAUCUUCGCACGGAGGGAAAGUCUGGUUUUACAAUUGCAUCGGUGAGUAAUAUAAAUGUGAAGAGAUUCAAAAUAAAGAAAGCGGGAAAUAAUCCAGCAAGGGAUAGCGAUGGGACAGAAUCUGAUUAUGAACCAUCUUCGGCAUCAUUUCAAGGAUCGAAUGAAUGCAUGGAUAAUUGUCCUCUCUCUGGGCCAGAGAGGCUGUUGCUGAAGAAAAUGACACGAAGACAUUACUCUGUUUUAUCAAAGGAUAAUGCUGUAAAUGAUUUGGCGCUAGAGAUUUUUGGACGAAAAACGAUGGAAAAACCGCAAAUGGUGCGCAAAGCUGGACUAACGCCAUCUGUUUCACGUCUAAUCAGGAAGGGCAAACUUGUAUCUGAUAAAAGCGAUACGAACAGCGGAGGCAUUUCAGCAGCAAAAUCCCUUUCGGCGUCUGCUCGUGAGAGGUUGCUUAGUGAAGUGAAAGGUAUGGAUAAGAAGGUUCGCGAAACAAGUUUAUUGCGGUUAGUUCAAUCGUACGAAGAUGAACGUUGGACAGCAAAAUCUUCCGAGGAUUAUAAGGGUCGACUGUUAGGAAGUAUGAGGGAAUGUUUAUCCAAGGACUGGACGAAAAAAGACGAAGCUGUUGACCUCAGAACUAUUGUCAAAGAUGAAAAGAACUGCAAUUCGGCGCAAAAAAAUGUUAAUCAGAAAACGACUGGAAAAACUUCUCAUCAAGAAAAAAGAAAUGACAGAGAAAUGAUAAACAUUCCAGGAACCAGAACGACGGUCAGUUUUGCUACGGCCCUUUCCUCGAGUUCAACAAAUAAAAAAACAAAGUCAUCGCCAAAAAAAGUCGAACAUGAAAAUUUGGCACAGUUCUGGUCGAAACAAACCUUGGCUGCUGCCAUCGCUAAGCAGUUGACCAACCAACGAACUGUUUUCGAUAUUAACAAGACAUUCAGUGUCGAAAAGCGAAAAACGUCGAAAACAGUUUCCUGCAAAAUGGGUAACAAUUUGGAUGCGACGUCUAAUUCGGCGACAGCUAUUGACGUUAGCUUUGAUUUGGGUGAAUUUGAUAUUAGUACUUUCCCUGAAGAAGUGCGGAAAUUGUAUGAAGAGGGAAAGCUCAAAAAACUUCUGAAGCAAGCAAUCGGACUGAGGCGAAAUAAGACGGGUGUAUCCGCUAAAGUUAGUUGUAAAUACGAUGAUGGUAAGCGAAUUGAAAGUGAGUUCAGAGAUUCGAAAGAAGAACUAUUUGGCUACCAGACAGAUAAUAUCGAUGAUGUGACAGAUGAAGAUGAGGACACAGAUGAGGAAUGGAAUGACUGCGAAGCACUCGAUGAACAACACCCACAUCGCCAUCAUUCUUGUGACAAUAAGACAAAAAACAGAACAACUUCUGGAACAGGUCGGGAUGGGCGGCACGGCCAUUGUGACUGCUGUUAUUGUGAAAUGUUUGGACAUGCUGCCACAGAGAGUGUUAAAUCAGGCCGUGCGCAAAUAAGGGAAAGACUUCGAAUGAAGUUGAAACGCCGAAGUGUACAGGAGCACUCUGGAACAGAUACAAAAAGUCUGGAGGAGAAGUUGACCUGCGCUACGGCUAAUCAGGAAUCUAAGGAAUCGCCCGCUGUUAUUCCCGACACGCCAAUUGAGGAAAUUUUAGAUUACAUUAACGAAAAAGAUAUUGUAUUAGCACAAGCUGCAGCAAGCAAAGCUGCUAAACGAGCGCGACAGAAGCUCCGAAAACAAGAAGAAAAGGAAAGACAGCAAAGAGAAAGAAAACUCAAAGAAGAGGAAAAGAAAGUCACUGAAGCUGAGCUUCUAAAGAAGAAAAAAGAACAGCAAGCGACGCAACAAGGGGUGAAGAAAGAAAAACAGAGCAAGCCAGAAGCAAAAAAAAAGAAAACGGACCGAGUGCGAGGAAAAAAACAAAAAGAUGGUCGCGAUCGAAAAAAAGAAAAUGGACUGCAAUCAUCAAAAAGUUUAGAAAUUGAAGUUCGGAAGGAACCGAUUUUAGAGUUUGAGUAUUGGAGUGAUCUAAAAUGUGAUCCAAAAUUUAAGCGACUGAAAUCAAUAAAAGAGCAAGUCAGUGCCUCCAAAGCUGGAAGAGCGAGAAUACAAAAUAAGGAAGAAUCAAAAAAGAAUGAGGGUGUCCCAAAGCGAUCUGAAUUGGAAGAGAAAAGAGAAAAUGAAAAAGAAAAUGCAUUCGCGAAGGAUGAGGUUAUAGAAGCAGAUUCACUGAUAGGAAAGGAUAGCAACAAAAGUUCUAAAAAUGAAAACAAUAUAGCUAAAUCUGAAACAUCACCGGUCAACUGCGCAGCAGUGCUUUCAAAAAUGGAAAAUCGCGAAAGUGAGGGAAUGGGUCCGAAUAUUCAGCCAGCUACAAAGCUUACACUACACAAGAAAUCGGAUGCCUCUUCAACAGCUAUGACAGGAAAUGGAGCUACAAUUCUGUCGGAGGUAGAACUGAAGUCUCAGUCUCCAAGCGCAGCCACAGGUUUUUCCUGCCUUGGUUUUCAGAAACUGCCACGGCAUGCGUCAGAAACGUCUUCAUUAUCUUCACUCUCCUCAUACUUACUAUCUUCGUCUUCCAAGCCAUCUCUUUGUAGUCAUACCAAUACAACUCUAAUUCGAUCUCCUGGUGUCAUGAAUGCGCCUUUACAAAAUAAUUCGUGCAGUAGUGACGGUACAGCACAAAAUUUUCUGAGUGCCAAUAUCGCUGCACCAGGAUUUACGCUUUCUGAUUCUUCCUCUUGUCCAAAAGAACGUUUACCAAAUAUUGCUGUUCCUGUAAAUAAUAUAAUUUUGGAUAGCUUACUCGUGUCUAAAUUAGAUUUACUGAAUUUCACUUCUCUCGAGCAGGGUGUCGUUGCUACCAAAAUACAGAAAACGCCACAGCGCAUAAAUGCACAAUUUCCGAUCAAUAUUCGAAAUGGUAUGAACAGUACGGGAUGCGUAAGCAACGCAGCACAAUCGAAUAAGAUUGGAACUGAUGGAGCUUUGCCUGGUUCCAUUCAGUUGACAGCUGCAGUCCGUCCAAAGAGAAAUGAAGCGUCCAAAACAUUUCUUUCGUCAUCGAGUCCACUGGCGGACUAUGAUUCAGAAACUCGGAAACUUGCGGCUUUCGCAAGAGAGGAUGAGAUUUUCCACAACCAAAACCCGAUGAUUUUUGAACCAGGUGAUCCACGCAUUGCUAUCGCUAUCGCAGAAAUGAAGUUUGACCCACAUGAAGCCUUCAAACCGCGUCCUGACAGUGAAUUGGAGUUUCUUGAUCCUCUUGAAUUGGAAGUAGAGCACUUUAAACGUGUACUGUGGGAAGAGGAACAGUUAACGAAACCUCGCAUGUCAUUGCGAGAGUUGCGGAAGAUUGAUCCCGAAAACGAACCCGGCGCUGUAUUCCAUUUCGCCCCUCUUGUGUGA